Molecule: messenger RNA, 1513 nt
Organism: Eruca vesicaria subsp. sativa (arugula)
Lineage: Eukaryota; Viridiplantae; Streptophyta; Magnoliopsida; Brassicales; Brassicaceae
Source: the annotation of a GenBank genome assembly
GCGAAUCCGACGGUUAAGGAUCCGUGAACUCCCAAAGCUCGUGAUCCGUACCGCAUCAGUUUCUUCCUUCACCGAAAUUGUUGCGAUCCGAAAGGAAAACACUCAAUAAAAGAAGAGAUUUUCAAGAAAUGACAACUGUGAACGAAGAUAAUCCCGAGUCAUUCAGACUUCUAAUGGAAGAACCAACAGAACGCCCAUCAGCUUCAUUUUCAUAUUCAAAUUGGGUUUCUAACAUCAAGAAAUCUACACAAGACGCUUAUGAAUCAAAGCCCAUUUCACAUUGGAUUCUAUUGCUUCUUAGUGGAGUUUCAAUGCUCACAGCUUUCCCAGCUUCUAGUCUACUCUCACGUCUUUACUUCUCAAACGGUGGUCAAAGCAAAUGGAUCAUCUCUUGGGUUGCUGUUGCUGGAUGGCCAAUCACUUGUCUCAUCUUACUUCCUACAUACAUCUUUCGAAAGACCAAACCAACACCUCUCAACACAAAGCUUGUUCUCUCUUACAUCGUCCUCGGUUUCUUGAGUGCUGCAGAUAACCUUAUGUAUGCCUAUGCCUACGCCUACCUCCCUGCAUCAACUUCUUCUCUUCUGGCGUCUUCUUCUCUUGCGUUCUCUGCUUUGUUUGGAUAUCUCAUUGUGAAGAACCCCAUGAACGCUUCUGUUAUCAACUCCAUUGUGAUAAUCACUGGUGCUAUGGCUAUUAUAGCCCUGGAUUCAAGCUCUGAUAGGUAUGAUUACGUAAGCAACAGACAAUACUUUUUAGGUUUCUUUUGGGACAUCAUGGGCUCUGCGCUUCACGGGCUCAUUUUUGCCUUAUCAGAGCUUGUUUUCGUGAAACUGCUUGGAAGAAGGUUCUUCCACGUUGCUUUGGAGCAGCAAGUGAUGGUUUCGUUAGUAGCUUUUGCGUUUACAACUCUUGGGAUGGUUGUGAGUAAAGACUUCCAAGGGAUGGCUCAUGAGGCUAAGAGUUUCAAAGGCGGGGAGUCUCAGUACAUUCAGGUUCUUGUCUGGAGCGCGGUCACGUUUCAGUUGGGUGUUCUUGGGGCGACCGCUGUCUUGUUUCUGGCAUCCACUGUCAUGGCAGGAGUGCUUAACGCUGUGAGAGUGCCCAUCACGAGCAUAGCUGCUGUUAUAUUGUUGCAUGAUCCGAUGAGCGGGUUUAAGAUUCUGUCUUUGAUCUUGACGUUUUGGGGAUUCAGCUCUUACAUCUACGGGAGCUCAAGCCCACCGCCAAGUAGUCAAGCUUCCUCUUCUCCCUAGUUUGCAGGGUUUUAUUUCCCUCUGUUUCUAUUCCUUGGAAACGGGAUAUGUAAGUCAUUAUUCCUUGCUUGUGAUAUAUGAUUUAUUGCGGCUACGAAAGUUGUAUAAGUAGCUGGGUCUCUUCGUGGAACAAGUUUUUCUUUUUGUGUAAAACAAACAAACCCAUAUAGACCGAUACGCAUGAAGAAAGCAUGGGAACAUAGCAAGACGGAAAAGAAGUUUUUGCAGACAUUCAAGAUUCUUGGGUUCACCCCUUA